Molecule: messenger RNA, 1377 nt
Organism: Rubroshorea leprosula
Lineage: Eukaryota; Viridiplantae; Streptophyta; Magnoliopsida; Malvales; Dipterocarpaceae
Source: the annotation of a GenBank genome assembly
CUUGGCAAGUGCCCUACAAAUCACAGUGUGAAUUUUCAGAAAGCAACUCCUACUUUAACUGUGUCAUGUUUAUUGAGGAUCUCAGUUUGCGUCAUUUGGAGGACCUGCACCCACCCAACACAAAAGACAGUGCUGUCUCCAAGAUAACAAACUGUAAUAAAUCCAUGGCAAGCAAGGUUGGUCGUCAGUUUGAGAUGAAGGAGAAGGGGGUUUCGAAUUUGGUGGGGAAAGUGGUGGUGGUCACCGUUAAAGCAUCCAAGGAAAUUCCAAGGACUGCUCUUAUCUGGGAUUUGACUCAUGUUGUUCAGCCUGGGGAUUGCAUUAAGCUACUUGUGGUCAUUCCUCCCUACUCCUCAAGUAAAUGGAUAUGGGGUUUGUCAAGGUUUACCAGUGAUUGCACCACUGGUCAUUGGAGGUAUUUUCCAGGAGCUAGUUCAGAUCAAAAAGAUUAUAUAGCAGAUUCAUGCUCCCAAAUGAUGCUUCAGUUGAAUGAUGUUUAUGAUCCAGGGAAGGUUAAGAUCAGGGUAAGGAUUGUUUCUAGCUCAACAUGUGGAGUAGUGGCUGCUGAAGCCAAGAAAGCUCAAUCAAACUGGGUUAUAUUGGACAACUCAGAUCCAAGGGCUUCACCUUCUCUCCUUGCUGGGAUAUAUGAAGGCUUGAAGAAGGAGCAUACCUUCACCUCUAAAGAAAAUCAAAGUCUAUUUGAAUCUGAUUCUGACAGUUCUAGUGAAAGACUAAGUCGUUUCACAGGAUCAUUUUUCCAUCCAUGGAUGGUUGACAGUCUCAGUCCUAGCAGUUAUUCAAAACAUCUUAGGGAGGGUUUAGACUUUAGAGAGUCCAGGCCCCUGUAUUUGGGAAUCCUCCUAGGUGGUGGUUCUCUUAUGCAGAAUUGGAACUUGCAACUGAUGGAUUUUCACAAACAAAUUUCUUGGCUGAAAGGUGGCUUUGGUUCUGUUCAUAAAGCAAUCUUGUCAGAUGGCCAGGCCAUUGCCGUCAAGCAACAUAAAUUGGCUAGUUAUCAAGGGAAUCAAGAGUUUUGCUAUGAAGUUGAGGUUUUAAGCGGUGCACAACAUCGCAAUGUUGUGAUGCUCGUUGGAUUUUGUAUUGAUGAUGGAAAAGAUUGCUAGUUUAUGAAUACAUUUGUAAUGGAUCUUUGGAUUCUCAUCUUUAUGGACAAAAACAUAAGCUAUUGGAAUGGUCUGCCACACAAAAAAUUGCUGUUGGAGCAGCUCGAGGUUUGAGAUACCUUCAUGAAGCAUGCAGAGUCGGCUGUAUUGUCCACUGUGAUCUGCGGCCUAACAAUAUCCUCAUCACCCAUGAUUUUGAACCUCUUGUAUAUCAAUUUAUAAUCUCUCUGAACAAAGUUUCAAAUGUUUU